Melanotaenia boesemani (Boeseman's rainbowfish) is the source of this 3349-nucleotide messenger RNA. It is a transcript of the gene glis3, whose product is annotated as GLIS family zinc finger 3. Gene Ontology annotation, molecular function: DNA-binding transcription factor activity, RNA polymerase II-specific; RNA polymerase II cis-regulatory region sequence-specific DNA binding. Gene Ontology annotation, cellular component: nucleus. The record is from RefSeq and is a predicted model, not a curated record. The transcript has 10 exons. Bases 306 to 2756 code for a protein of 816 amino acids. Gene Ontology annotation, biological process: regulation of transcription by RNA polymerase II. NCBI's taxonomy places the organism in Eukaryota, Metazoa, Chordata, Actinopteri, Atheriniformes, Melanotaeniidae.
UUCCUGGAAACUGAGGAGUGAGCUGGGAAGCUGCGGAGAGAUUCCACCCGGGCUCCACUUCCCCGCUCAGAGAACUCUUAUCUCAAACUUUGAGAAUAACACGAUAGCUGACUGUUAUCCAGAUUACCGUCACAGACUGGAAGUGCUUUCGUCCUGACAUGUUAUUUUGUGGAAAGUUUAAGCUACAGCAACAGUAGGUAUGGGCCGUGGAUGAAUGGUUUCUGUAUAAGGCAAACGAGACUAAACACACCUACUUGAAUCAACUCCCUCAUGAGCACCAACAUUUUUGGGAAUUUGUUUCAGUCAUGAGUGGAAAAGGCUGCCAGCUUUUGGUUUCCCCUUGCAGCGUGUCUCCAUCACUGAGCAUGAUUAGAGAGCACCAGUCCCAAUCCAUCAGGAUGCCUGUUUCUUCCCCUCAACUGGCCUGUCUCAGCCCCCCUUCAAGGAGAACAGAGAAAGCGAAAAGAGGGACUGUGCAUUCUUUAAACUCUGGGAAUCAAAGCGGAAGCCAUGUUGUUCUGCCAGCCCUUAGCCUCCGCAGACAGGUGUUGACCAAUGGAAAGCAGCUCACCGAGCCGACUGCACCCCCACAGCAGCAACUGUCUGGUCAACAUCAGCAGCAUACAGCAGUGCCACCAACAAAACCGACAAGACUCAAGUCCUCUAACAAAAGUUUCAAAGCAGAUUGUACAGUGUCUGGUUCCUCGUUGGAUGUAUUUGGCCAAGCAGCUCCUGGUAACCUAAUAGUGACCAGUAGUCCUAUGAGUAUUGCCUCACUCCAACACAGCACUGCAGGGCCUACAGUGCCUCAGCACGAAUCGUCUCUUUGUGGUCCAGUUCCUCACACUGAGACAAGAUCUUUACUGUCCAGAGAAUCCCUGGCAUCCACUACCCUCAGUCUGUUUGAAACGCAGUCAGUGUUUAGUGGCAGACAUGACUGGCCAUAUGGUUACCGUGUGCUUCCUCCACUGGGACUACCUCAGUACUCUACACAGGCCAACGAAGGCAUUGAACAGAUCAGCCUCUGCCCCGGCACAGCCAUGUCGGGCACAACCUUAUCAGGUGGCACAAGCACCUCUGCCUCCCUGCCCUCGUACCUCUUUGCAUGUGAUGUCGGGAGCCCAAAACAAUCUUGUGCAAAGAAAAGAGCUCUCUCCAUGUCACCUUUGUCAGAUGUCAUGGGUAUUGAUUUCAACUCUAUUAUACGCACCUCGCCUACCUCACUUGUGGCUUAUAUCAAUGGUUCCCGCAGCUCUCCAUCCUCCCACUCCACACUUUCACCUGUUCUCUCCGACGGUUAUGGUCACUUUCUGGGGGUGAGAGGUCGCUGCAUCCCCCAGAACCAUCCGUACAGCAUGCCAGGCCCUUCACGAGUUCCAGCUCCACAGUCAGAGUGUGGCCGCAUGCAGAUGCUUGAAGAGGGAGGGGGUCUGGAGAGUCAGAUGGCUAACAUGAUGGUGGAGCAGCAGUGUUUCCCAGAUGAAGGAGGGGUUCUGGAGAUUUCAGACAGCUGCAGCCAAACCACCAACAAUAUGCUGCCACCUCUACAGUUAGAGCCAGCUCUAUUGACUACUGUCCAAGAAGCUGCUACUCCACAUGGGCCUCCACCACCCUACCACGCACACCAACACAUCCACCUAUCUGGACAUUACUACAAAAUGAAACCCCCUUCUCAGAAUCCCGUUGCACAAGCUCACAUGCAUCCUCACAGACAGGGAGUGAGCUUUUUACCCCAAAUUCCAAUGCUGGAGGAGGAAGAAGGUGACCUGGAGGAGUAUGGCACCCAUUGCUGUAGGUGGAUGGAUUGCAGUGCAGUUUAUGACCAAAAGGAGGAGCUGGUAAGGCACAUAGAGAAGUUGCAUGUGGACCAGCGGAAGGCUGAGGAUUUCACAUGUUAUUGGGUGGGCUGCACCCGAAACUUCAAGCCCUUCAAUGCCCGAUACAAGCUUCUCAUCCACAUGAGGGUCCAUUCAGGAGAGAAACCCAACAAAUGCUCGUUUGAAGGCUGCAAAAAGGCUUUCUCUCGACUUGAAAAUCUGAAGAUCCACCUGCGCAGCCACACGGGAGAGAAACCCUAUCUGUGUCAGCACCCAGGUUGCCACAAGGCUUUCAGCAACUCAAGUGACAGGGCUAAACACCAGCGCACGCACCUGGACACAAAGCCAUAUGCGUGCCAGGUGCCUGGUUGUGCAAAGCGUUACACUGAUCCCAGUUCAUUGAGGAAACAUAUGAAAUCCCAUUCUACUAAAGAGCGACAGUUACGGAAAAAGAUGAAGUCCUCUGCUGAUGCAACCCAAGACACACUGACUGACUGCUUAACCAUCCACCCUCUACAUCUAAACCCUUCCCCUCUGGCAAGGCUAGACAACAACUUGAACCUAUCUCCCUGUGCCUCCCAUGAGUCAUACUCUGCUGCACCACAAGGACAAGACUGCUACAGCAGUCCUCACCUGACCCUGUUGUUUCCCUUACAAGAAAGCUACAGGUUUGUUGAUCCUUCCCCUCAUCAGCUCAUCUCCAGGGAUCCAUGUGGGCCUUGCUCAUCCACCUGCCUCCCGCAUCCUCCCAGUGGAUCAUCCCUGCACAACAACAGUGAUCUAAAGCUGCACGGCCAACCUCCUAAUGCAGCAGGUCACUGCUCAGGAUUUGGUGUCUGCAUUCAAGUUGAAGAUGCAUCUGCUAAUCAUGGAGAGGAUUACUUCACUGUGGUGGACCACAGCACAAGUGAAGCCUCCUGCAUCUAUACAGAGGGAUGACAGUACUCACACAGCCAUGUGGGUGUCUUACUUUUGCACUACUUUUUGUCCUUGAUCCCUUUAAAUGAAAUCUUUCUCAGCGAAGCAACCUAAAAGCAGGUCCAUUUAUCUAAAUAAAAAGAUAUUACAUGGUGAAAUAAUCUGAAAUCCUGACUAAUACAUAGAAAUGCAAAAAUUGAAUUUUUUGAUCCUCAUAGUUCUAUAAAUGUAAUAUCUGACUCAACAUACUGGCUUCUGCCACCACAAAUAAUGUAAUCACUGUCCCACAAGGUUUUAAUGUUUACUUCUCCGGGUUUUACACAGUUUCUGUAGUUGUACAUCAGGUAGUUUCUGGUGGUAUUUUGCACAAUGUCAACACAGCAAUCAAAGCAAAGUAAGCAAGGAAUCAUUUAUUAAGGUUUUUCUUAGAACCGUGUAACUAUAGUAACAGGACAGCUUUACCAUUUCACUGUGAUGUUCAUACUUGCUACCUGUUGUUUGAAUAUAGUUAGGUGCUAUGAUUGCUCCUGUGCAUAUCAUAAGGCAUCUUAGUGUAUGCAAUUAAAUUACUCUGAAUGUUCCUUGUUUGUUUUUUUAUUACAAAUUAUUAACAC